GCCACCGGUUCCUUUAUGGCUCCCGGAACAAUGUCAAGCUGAAACUAAACUCCUUUAGCCGAUAAGCUGUUUUGAUUACUAUCUCUUUGAGUAUUUUUGUUUUGCUCGUUCAAACACCACCGUGGCCUGUAGAAUGGAGAUCGGUGAUUUAUCAUGAAACUCCGCGCGCAGUAUGACAGAGGAACAUAUAGCGAGUCCAGAAGAGCGUUUAGACUGAGGGAUUCACCUGAUCCGAUGCAAACCGAUCCCAGCCCGCAGGGAGGGAACGGGCUGUCAUUAACCCUGCAGCCGGAGCUGCUCGCCCGAAUGCCUGGAGCUGGAAGUUCCAGCGGGCCGGAAACAGACGAGGAUGUCCGGGUUCCUAUAGGCAGCUCAUCGGGGUCUACAAAUGGACGUGGCGCGACCUCGCGCAGGCUGAGAGCAGCGAGCCACAGCCACGCCCACUCUCACGGACACACGCACAGCCACGAGCGCGAGCACGAGUCGGAUAGUGGCGAGUCUGAACUGGAGUCCGGAGAAUCCAGCAGCUCGUUAUCAGACCUUCGCUACCUCCUGCGCUGGCUCAAGAAAAGCCUUCCUUUCAUAAUUAUUCUCUGUGCGAAACUAGUCAUCCAGCACGCCCUGGGUCUGGCUGUUGCAGUGGGUUUGUUUACCACCUUUAUGUAUGUCAACAAAAGCAUUCAAACGCAAGUCUUUCUCCACGACCGAAGGACUAAGUUGCAUUGUGCCUGGCUCUUGCUGUUCCUCACAUCCUCCAGUCUCCUCGUGUUCUACACUUUUCCCACUCAGUCGCUUUAUCGCUGCCUCUUUUUUGCUAAUGCUACAAUAGAUACGCAGAACUUUUGGGAGGUUUUGUGGUGCGUCGGUGUGUCUAACUUCAUUUUGAAGUUUUUCUUCAUGGGACUUAAGUGUCUAAUUCUCCUCAUCCCCUCCACGCUCAUGACAUACCGGCGAAGGGGUCAGUGGUACAUGCUCAUAGAAGAGGUGGGUCAGUUGUAUCAGGUGAUCGCUCCUGUCCCGCUUUGGUUCCGCUAUCUAGUCAGCUACAAUGAGAUGGACACCUCAGCCGGUCUGACUCUGGGAAUCCUGCUAGCCUUGCUCUACCUCAUAAUGAAGCUUUUGGCCUUGUAUGGACUGUCAGGAUCAUUGCAAAAAACAUUACGGACUUUUUUCAGUUCUGAGGUGAACGGAGCUCCAGCCAGUCCUGCUCAGGUUAGAGAGGCAGGUGACAUUUGUCCGAUCUGUCAGGCUGAUUUUAAGCAGCCUCGGUUCCUCGUGUGUCAGCAUAUCUUCUGUGAGGAAUGCAUCGCCCAGUGGCUUAACCAGGAGAGGACCUGCCCCCUGUGCCGCACUGUCAUCACAGACAAGGUGCAUAAGUGGAAAGAUGGUGCAACAUCAGCUUAUUUUCAAAUCUACUGAAAUCUCACUGAAAGGAUGGAGACAGUGUGUGACCAGCAGUGGAUCCACAGAAUAUGGAUUGUUUUCUCCUCCCAGACAUCUCCGCUGAGCAAACAGCACUUGUUAUAAGACAAAAGGCUCUAGAAUAAGCUCCAGUUUGAGUUUUUUUUAAAUAUAUGUAUAGAUAUCUUGUCAAAAGGACAAGUGCAGCUCUUGUAUUAUUAUUAUUAUUACUACUACAACUGUUAUUGUUGCAUGUGGAGCAUCCCUAUUUUUUAAUGUUUAUAAUUUAUAUUCCUCUUUGUGUUUUUGCAUGCCAUCUCUGAUUAUACUAAUUACCUUCUGGAUGUAAGCAGAUGAAUUGAGUGGAGGCAAAUGGAUUUCUUCAAAUUGUAUUUGUCGAGAAAACAAUAACAAAUAAUGUAGCAGAAAUGUAUUUGUUGACUCCCUAAAUGUAUUUAAAAAAAAAUAAUCGUUUCAUUUUUCAUAGAUACUGGUCUUUUUGAUCCGUAGUCAGAUAGUGUGGUUUUUGUAACUAAACUUUUCUUAAACACAUUUAUGAAAAUUCUGGAUUUUGUGUUACAUUUGAAGUAUUGUGGCUUCUUUGGUAAUAAUCUGAAUGUGAGGUAAUUGCACAUGAACUUGAUUUAUCAAAUGAUGUAUAGCAUUAGAAUUGUGGAACCAUGUGGAUUUUGUGACUGAACAACAUACAGUGGCUGUUACUGUACCUGCUAAAUGCAUUUGUUAUUCAGGCCCUUCACAGAUACAUGGUAUUUUUCUAAUCAUGUUGCACUUACAUUGUAAUAAACCAAAGCCUUGAAUAAGAAAUAUCUAUUUUAGUACCAUCAUACAGUAUGCAGUUAUAAUUGUAUUUUUAUCCAGUAUAUUUCACCAAAUAAAUUUUUCAAACUGUUAA
This is a messenger RNA of Carassius carassius (crucian carp), 2314 nucleotides long. Its product is annotated as E3 ubiquitin-protein ligase RNFT1. Gene Ontology annotation, molecular function: ubiquitin protein ligase activity. The coding region runs from base 154 to 1419 and encodes 421 amino acids. The record is from RefSeq and is a predicted model, not a curated record. Gene Ontology annotation, biological process: positive regulation of ERAD pathway. The transcript has 9 exons. NCBI's taxonomy places the organism in Eukaryota, Metazoa, Chordata, Actinopteri, Cypriniformes, Cyprinidae. Gene Ontology annotation, cellular component: endoplasmic reticulum.